CAAAGCGGGUGUUGUUCAGCCGAUGGUAGUCGGCGUUCGGAGCGUGUAGUGUGUCAGUGUCCGGUUGGGUGCGGAGGCGUCGCAAUUCUUCGCGGUAAACGUCCGAUGGGCGUUUGUAUCAUUCACUGGCCAAGAAUAUUAUCCGCUGGUGUUACAUGUCAACCGAGGUCGAAUCGAAAGUAGAAACUUAAAACUAACGAUUCAGUGAAAGUGGCAGACAGAGCGGUGACAGCGAGAUUUCGCGCGUGUUCAAGCCGGGAGGCGCAUGUUGCUCUCCUCAAGAUUCGAUCGACCUGAAGACAGCUGGGAGAAAAUCGUUCGGGAGGGAUGCUUUGAAACACACACACAGUUAUUUCAUUCAAGGGUGAAAGGCCAUCCGAGCAGAUCGAGGCAUGCCGCAGUAUUGGCCGAACGUGGCCCUCGUCAGGGUUGUUCUGCCACUUGUCUUGACAGGAUGUACGGUAUGGCGACCUGUGGGACUGUCCCUGGUUUAUUUAGCUCUGAUGCUAUACUCACCCCAUGUCCCCAUACCAAAUGCGAAGACAAUGGCUGGCCACACGGGACAUUAUUUGAAGACCUGCAUCGGCCUAUCUUUCCUCACAGCCACCAGUCAAUUAACCUUCCACAUAGUUCUACUGGCGCUGCCUGCUUAUGGACACUUUCUUCAAAAUUGCGAAUGGAUGGAAGUGAUCUUCAGACACAUAGGUUUCGUGAGACUAGAUAGCGCAUCUCCUUGGGAGAUCUUUUUCUGGUUAACCCCAGAAUUAGUUGUCCUACCUACUAGCAUAGCAGUGUAUUGUAUAUGUCGUAUCCUGUCUCGAAACUCCGUCACCGACGAAGAAGAUGAUGCAUCGUUGCGUCAAGGUGCAACGAACACUAAAAAGACCGAGGACAGUAAAACAAAGGCUGUCAAUUUCCUGGGUCGCAUCGGAACCUAUGUGGUCUUGGCAUCAUUAUGCAUCACAGCAUCCCUGAAACCAUCAGUGGAGGGUGGUUUCUACUUCGUCGUCUUCCUAGGAGCAGCCACCUGGUGGGCAUGCAACAAAGAGCUUCGAAAGGGAUUCGCUGUGCUUUGCAGGAUCGUGAUGAUCAUCGUGAUCAUCCAUCUACUGAUCCUCCUAAGCUAUCAGAAUCAACUGCCUCAGGAAUUGAUACCUUUGAACAGUACCUGGCAGCGUUAUCUCGCUUUGACUCCGAUCUAUCAGACGAAAUGCAGUGAUCCGAGAAACGUGAACUAUACUGAAAAUGCUGACUGGUUGAUCUAUGGAUACUGUUUGAGACUGUUUUGGCUGUACUACGUUCUGGCUUUGCAGUCUCAAUUCCUGAGCAAAAAGCCGGCAAAGAAAGUGAAACGCUUAAGCGGCAAACUGGAGAACCUGGACACUCCAUUGUCUAGACACGUUUCUAUCAGACGAAGGACACCUUCACAAAGAUGGCAAUCUGCCCGUCGAAAAGCCCGCUUGAUGCGAUUUGGGUCCGGAAGAACGGGGCUGCUGCAAGAUUCCACCGGAAGUGUCAUCGUUCAAGAUGGUCAUCAGGAUGACAGUAUUCAAUUGCAAAGUCUUAGCGAAGCUGUUCCUGAUGAACAAUCUGGUAUCAUCGAACACAUCAUUAUGGCUGUGUACUCGAUUUUCCAAUUGAUCAUCAAUUCAUCUUACAUCGCUACCAAUAUUAUAAUGAUGACUUGGAGCAUAAUGUAUCAUAGUUGGACAACGUUUGCUCUGUUAUUAUGGGCUUUGAUCCUCUGGAUGGCACCUAACAAAAGAGCAGCGAUGAUGAAGUGCUCUCCCUUCAUCGUUCUAUAUGCAAUGCUUCUUCUUCUUUGCCAGUAUAUUUACAGUAUGGAUUUAACUGAGGAGGAACUACCAACAAAGAUAAAUGGAGUAAAAAUGUCGGAAAUUGGUUUUAGUAAAGCUGAUCAGCAAAGUCGUUGGCAUUUAGUUGUCAAAUGUCUAUUCAUAUCGAUGUUCUGGAUCACGAUGAGACAGUAUAACGCUGAAAGAAUUAGACAGAGACGUUCCUCAGCAUUGCGAGACAUGGUAGCUCCAUUACACGUGUCCGUAUCGACAGCCACCACUGCCAUGAACCAAGAAGCACCUGAAAUCAAAAGUAAAUUCAUGAAGGACGUUGGUAUCGUCCUGAAGAAGUUACUUACGAAAUUCUGGAUCGCCGUAGUAGCUAUCAUGCUCUUCAUCUGUGGAAUCACUGGCGAACGUAUGACGGUCUUCAGGAUUGUCUACAUGUCUCUCUUCCUGGUUCUAGUCAUUACGUUCCAGAUAUCCUGGACAGUAUGGAGGAAGAUGAUGUACUCAUUCUGGCUCACAGUCAUCGGGUACUCGGUGAUCAUGUUGAUUCUCGUCUACACUUAUCAAUUCCAUAAUUUCCAGGGAUAUUGGGAUUACUUGCGCAUAGAUGAGGAUCUACAAAUGGACAUAGGAUUAGAAAAAUAUGAGACCAAAGAUCUAUUCGUUAGGCUUCUAACACCAACGUUCUUCGUCAUUAUCACUGUCCUUCAGAUUCAUUAUUUCCAUAAAGAUUUCUUGGAAGUGACGAAUAUCGAGAGAUUCGGGAGCGAGAGUAGCACUAUCAGACGAUCCAGUCUUGGCCAUUCACCGACUCUUAACAUAUUACCAAACAAUCCUACGGAGGUUUUUAUUCCUGAAGAGAACGACGAAACCAUGUACACCUUACGGCAAUUAAAACGUAUGUCCAGAUUGGAAAGAAUUGCAUUAUUCCGUAAAGUAAUUGGUCAUCUUGUGAACUUUUACAAUCACACCUGGCUGUUUCUUGAAAUUCAUAUGCAGAAGAUUAUCUUCAUUUCUGUGAUACUUCUUUGUGUAAAUGAUGUCUGUGCUAUUAAUUUCGUGUUCGUUGCGAUAGUGGUUAUCAUGAUCAAUUCUAAGAGGAGCCUUCAAAUUUGCACGGUCAAUACCAUUGCAGCGAUCAUCGCUAUGUUGUUGGUUGUGAAGAUGCUUUAUCAGAUUCAGUAUAUUGAGCAUAAUAAUUGGAACGUUAAUUGCACGAGGGACACAGACGAAUCUCAACAUCCUUACGCCAGUAAUAACACAGUAUACAACAUAGCAGAGUGGUUUGGAGUGAAGAAAGCAAAACCAGGACACCUGGCAGAACUGCUAAAAGGCUACAUAGGGAUUAUAACAGUGACGACACUGAGAAAAAUCAUCAGAAUUCGACAGUGUUUCUAUCGACAACAGCGUGGUGAACCACUGGACACUCCGCAAGUCAUGUUCCCAUCGAUCACCAGAGCGAAUGCUGAUAAAGGGAUCCAAGAAUGCCUGAAAUUCCUUUUCAAUUAUGGAUUCUACAAGUUUGGCGUGGAAAUGUGUUUGAUAGGAAUUGUGGCUCUGAUUGGUACCAGAUUGGACUUUUACUCGGUUCUAUACAGUAUCUGGUUGUUGCUGCUCUUCUCCUUGAAGAGAAAAACUAUCUCCAAAAUUUGGCCCUUCUUCAAGUUCUUCGCCAUAGUCCUCUUACCUAUACAGUAUGCUCUGGUCGUGUCACUGCCCUCCUGGUUGUGUCUAGAUUAUCCAUGGAGCAAAUCUAAAAUACUGAGGAGGCUGCAAGAAUGGAUGUACUUCCCUGACCCAGAUUUUCCACCAAAUCCGAGGAAAUUAAUAUGUGACUUCAUCCUGCUGAUGAUGAUCGUAAGACAGAGCCUCGUUUUCCAAAUCGAGCAACGAACCGCCGCGGCUGGAGAGGAAUUUCCAGCUGGACACAAUUACUCCGUGUACCAGAACAUGGAGAAACCAAAUUUCGUAAAUCCGGUGAAGGACUACGUGUCUCGCAUUCACUCGUGGUUAGACAUCGUGAAACGAGGUGUAAUGAUGAGUCUCAUGUGGAUCACUUUGUCCAUCAUGUUCUUGGCUGGAACCAAGAGGACCAACCUCUUCUCCUUGGGUUAUCUGAUCGGGGCGUUCAUAUUCCUCUGGCAGGGCAGCGAUUUUUAUCUGAGACCAGUCAAGACGAUCCUGAAGUGGUGGAAUCUGUUGAUUGGAUACAACGUUACUGUGAUCUUCUUGAAAGCCUUGCUUCAGGGUAUAGGUUGUGUCCUGAUAACAGAGUUGGAAACUUCAGCAUGUCCAGUGAUCCAGUUGUUUGGAAUAAGCUGUCUAAGGAAGUUUCGAAGUUCAGCCAGUGAUAUUGUGUUGGACAAAGUUGAUUGUGAAGUUCCUCGCGAGGACAUAGGGAUGGUUUGGGACGGUCUAUGUUUUGGCUUCCUGUUGCUGCAGAAGCGACUCUUCAAGAGCUACUAUUUCUUCCACAUAGUGGACGAAACGAAAGCUAUGAGUGUGUUAGCUUCUCGAGGUGCUGAAUUACUGGAGGAGCUACAUCAAAAGCGUAUUGAAAUCCAGGAUAACGUGGAGAGGAACGUGCUGCAGAAGUUAAAGUUCAAGAUGGACAAGAUCAAGGCCAAUCAGAGGAAGAUACAAGGACCCAGUUACAGAGAACCUCAGAUGCACAAAGUUGAUACUCUCUAUCCAGGGACACGGCCGUUGUACAGAGUUCGCGCUCCAAAGACCUACAAAGAGGCUAUUAGAUCGGGUGAUUACUACAUGUUCGAUGAUCUGGACGACGACGACGUGACCGAUUUAAUACCCGACACCGAUUCUGAGAAGAAAGAGCAAGAACUUCAACAGGAACAAGAGAGACGUUCUCGAAGGAUGACCAUCUCCGAGCUGAUGAACACGCUGAUUAAGACAGACAUUGAGAUCGCGACGCACGUCGCCAUGUACGGAGGGACUGAAAAGGACGCGCUGAGACUUCGUCGUCGGAGUGUACCCUUAACAAGGAAGAAAUCGUCUAUGUCCUAUCUAAGUGCACGUUCCGAGACCGACACAGCAGUGGCCACCGAUGGCGGUGACAAGACGAGUCUCACGUCAGCCGACAUCGAAACCGAAGAAAAAGACACGUCAGAGGUGGGACCUGAUAAGACACCACAGCCCUCGGACGACGAGUAUGAAGAAGAUAAAGUGGAAGAAAAAGAAGAGAAGGAAGAAGAGGAGAAAAAAGUGUCUUUGAGCACAUACUUUAAAUUCCUUUUUGUCAUGAUUAACAGCGCCCUAACUUCCAUGACGAAGUAUCUGAACAGAUUUUCAAGGGACUAUAGAUACAUUCGUAAAGUUCUAGCGAUAGAAAAGAAAUUAUUGAAGGCAAAACCAGAUUUUCGAAUGGGAAUGAGGCUAGGUAUAAAUCAAAUGUGGCAGCCGAUACCUUUGAUUAAGAAGAGAUCCUCGAUUAAUGGAAUUGCCGAGGAAUCUGUCGAUGCUGGCGAGGGUCCUAGUCAACCUCGGCCACAGGAAGAAAGCACACUUUUCUCUGAAAUGUCACCUGUUCCACACGACGAGGAAGUGGGAGAAUUAUCGGAAGUCGAUCAACCCCCGAUAAUACAAUUACUGGCCUCUAUAUGGUUCGGUGUAUUGGCUCACUCGAGUUUACUGUGUUACUUCAUGGUGUUUCUUCAUCAAAUUAAAAACGCCUCCAUUUUGUCGACACCUCUGCCUCUCAUGGUGUUUUGCUGGGGUUCAUUGACUAUUCCGCGACCCUCGAAAACGUUUUGGGUUACCUUAAUCGCGUAUACUGAGGUAAUUGUUAUCGUAAAAUGCAUCUUCCAAUUGGAACUGUUGCCUUGGAACCGGGAUGCUGCACCCAAUAAUCCUCUUUUUACGCCCAGAAUCAUAGGGGUUGAACGGAAAUCUAAUUAUGCCUUAUGGGAUUUAUUAUUACUCCUCAUGGUAUUUUUCCAUAGGUUUAUGUUGAAGUCCUUGGGGCAGUGGACAGCACCAACCCUUAAGCCAAGGAAAAUUAUUCCCUCCAAUUUAACUGUAGUUCCAUCUAAGCCUCCUCCUGAAGACAGAGGACAAGGGGAGGCUGUGCCACAACAACCUGAAGAGGGUAGUACUCAUGUAAAAACACCGUCAGGAAGGAUUUUAAAUAUCCGUGGUGAAGGUGAAAAUCCAGAAACCCAGGAUGAAAAUGAAAGACUUGUUGCAGUUCAGAGUGAAGAAUUAAAUCCUCAAAAUGAAAAAUUUCAAAAAGCUAUGAAUAUGACUGUUGAAAAGUAUAUGGAACCGCCGAAAAAUUUCUUCAAAAUGAUUCUUAGUACUAGUGGUAAAGAGAAGACCAAUGUAUACGCAUAUAUGUUCCUCUGUGAUUUUUUCAAUUUUCUACUGCUCAUUUUUGGAUUCUCCGCGUUUGGAACUCAACAAGGGGAUGGCGGUGUGACAGCUUAUUUACAAGAAAAUCGAGUACCCAUGCCCUUCUUAUUGAUGUUGUUAUUGCAAUUUGCAUUGAUAGUCAUUGAUAGGGCUUUGUUCUUAAGAAAAUCCAUCUUAGGAAAAUUGAUCUUCCAGUAUUGUUUAAUAUUCGGUGUCCACAUGUGGAUGUUCUUCAUUUUGCCAAGCGUGACUGAACGACAAUUUAAUGAGAAGCUUCCACCACAAAUUUGGUAUAUGGUCAAAUGUUUCUACCUUCUAUUGGCUGCCUAUCAAUUGCGACAGGGUUAUCCCACACGUAUACUUGGUAACUUCCUGUGCAAGGAGUACAGCAUUGUGAACUAUGUUCUCUUCAAAGGGUUCAUGCUGGUUCCUUUCUUGUUCGAGCUGAGAGCUGUUAUGGAUUGGAUCUGGACAGACACAUCCAUGGCUAUCAUGGACUGGUUCAAAAUGGAAGACAUAUUCGCCAGCAUUUAUCAAAUUAAAUGUAUGCGAGGCGUAGAAGCAGAUUUCCCUCAACCACGAGGGAUCAAGAAGAAUCAGAUGAGCAAGUACCUAGUGGGUGGUGGUGCUUUGUUCCUUAUGAUAGGACUGAUAUGGUUCCCACUACUUUUGUUUGCACUUGGUGGCACUGUUGGCGUUUCCAAUCUUCCAUACGACGUUUCUAUGAAGAUUAGAAUCGGUCCAUACGAGCCUAUUUACUCCAUGUCUGCUCAAAGUAGUUCCAUCAUUGAGUACAGUGAUGCAGAAUUCAAGAAGUUUACGAAUUAUUAUUCAAGGAAUAGACCUGCAGUUACUUUCCUAGAAAAUUAUGUCCAUUCUGAUGUUGCUGCAGUUAAACUGAGUGCAUUUUCCAGAAAAUUGUGGAGUAUAUCUCCACCAGACUUACAAAGACUGAGAGAAGAAUUAGAAGAUAACAGCACCACUGUCACCGUUCACGUGGAAUGGACAGUGUCACGAAAGACAGAUGCCAAAGACGUCAGUGGCAUAACGACGAAGACUCGUGAUAUAAAAUUGUUCCCAUUCGUCAACGAUGAGUUUAAUCCUGUUAGAAGAACCUUAGCUGACAUGUUAUCGACAGACGAAUCGACUACACAUAACGGCACUAUCCUACUGCAAAAUGUAUUUCCGAAAUUCUUGAAAGUAACCGGUCGCGACACCGACGUGGUUCCCCAAUUGAUGGAUUUAUCAAGAAGAGACGACGAGGAUACAAAAGAACAUGACGAUAGCUAUCUCUAUAGAAAUAUUAGUCUUCAUCUGUCCACUGAUAUGGAAUGCUGUGCCCACCAGAAAUGGUGGAUCGUCAGCGAAGCUUGUGAUGAUCCAUUGUACAAGCAGUUGUUAAGCAAAAUACCUCUGAAUAAUUGCAAAUACAUCAUGAUGUUCUUGUUUAAUGAAAAAACAUUCCCUGAGGGUUUGAGUUUCAUCAGUGGAUUAGGAAUUUUAGGAUUGUAUACCACCGCGGUCAUAGUGAUAAGCCAAAUGACUAGGAAAAUAGUUAGUGACAUGGCGCCGAAGAUUAUGUUCGAUGACCUGCCCUAUGUGGACAGAAUCCUCCGACUGUGUCUGGACAUUUAUUUGGUCCGCGAAAGCGGUGAAUUAUGUCUCGAAGAGGACCUAUUUGCCAAAUUGAUAUUCCUCUACAGAUCACCAGAGACGUUAAUCAGGUGGACAAGGCCUCCUGAAGAAGGCGAACGGACUGAUAAUGAAGAUCAAGAUGAAGCAGAGGAGGAGGGAAGGGAAGAAUCUCGAGAAGCUACUCGUCGUGAAUAAACAUUUUCGAAAAUGGAACACGAACAAUAUUAUUAAGGUUAAAAACUGAGUUAACCCUUUGGCCUAGUUCUUCUUUCAAAAUAUAAAUAGCUUUACGCACUUAUGAAUAAUGGCGUAACGAGUGAUUUGGAAAUUAAAGAAAAGAAGCUCAGGAAUUUAUAACUCUGUUUGUUGUUAGAUUGAUGAAUGAAGAGAUUGUUCCUAUCUUCAAUCAUUAAUAGUAUGCAAUUGUACAUACAAUGAGGAAGUUGAUUCGAAAAGUUGAAAAAGAUGCAAGAAUAAGAUUCUUUAUUUCACUGUCCUAGUUUUAAGCGAAAUUUUUACUUUAAUAUUUAUUUAUAAGAGAUUCGCUUAGGUAGCACAAUAUAUGAAGAGACUAUUGUGAUUAUGAAGUGCUUUUAAUGUGUACGAAUGAGUUAUCGUACCAUAUGUGAGAUGUUUCUUUUUUAUCUGUAAUUUAUUUAUAAUUCACGCCCACGUCUGCAUUUCAAGCAUGAUUCCAUUUCAGACUGCAUUUUUACGAGAUAAAAGCAUGUUCAUCGGAAAACUGCCGUUAGCAAAAUUUUUAGUUCUUUUUUGUACGUUUUUCUAAUCAUCAAAACAUCAAGUUGUCAUUUACGAAUAGCGAAGAUGGUAGAGCCUUGAGCGUGUUUUAUAUAUUACAUGUUUGAAAUGAAGAUUCGUCUUUACGAUGACUAUCAUUCUUUGUAAAUAUUACAUUAUACGAUGCGCGUUUUCGCUGAAACAUUGUAUCAUGUCGCCUUGAUAUGCCUUUUAAGAGUAUCUUCAAAUAUAAAUCAUGUUUCGAAUGGA
Molecule: messenger RNA, 8816 nt
Organism: Osmia bicornis bicornis
Lineage: Eukaryota; Metazoa; Arthropoda; Insecta; Hymenoptera; Megachilidae
Gene: Piezo
Product: piezo-type mechanosensitive ion channel component
Exons: 37
Coding region: 393-8003 (2536 amino acids)
Source: RefSeq, a predicted model, not a curated record